GCACAAUUACGACUCUGCCCCGAGAUCAUCUAUUUUCCUGCUCACUAUUCUCAAUAUAUCCCGUAAUUUUAACGUUCUACAAGGGCACUUUUUUUUCUUUCUAUUUUCUACAUUCCUACAUUUUCAGCACCGCCCACUCUCCUCCCUCUCCCGCCACCUCGCCGCUCUGUCUCCCGAUUCUCCAGUAUCACACACAUAAAUAUAAACUGAAACGCGUGUAACACACAUCAAUAAGUCGGCCUUUUGUUACUUGUACCAUGCCGGAGAUAGAAAGGCAGAGAACAAGGCAUAACCGACAUGCGGCGAUUCGAGAACCAGCGAAAGCCAGAGUACCACUGAGACUCCUGCUUCGAGUAGCUUCAGUAGCCGGUGGAAUUCAAUUCGGCUGGGCACUACAAUUAUCACUCCUCACACCUUACGUGCAAGAGCUCGGAAUACCGCAUGCUUGGGCAAGCAUAAUAUGGCUAUGUGGACCGCUUUCAGGUUUACUGGUUCAGCCUUUAGUAGGUCAUAUGAGUGACAAGUGCACCAGUCGGUUCGGUCGCCGGCGUCCGUUUAUUGUCGCCGGAGCAGUGUCGAUCAUGAUAGCGGUGCUGAUCAUCGGUUUCUCCGCUGAUAUUGGCUGGCUUUUAGGUGAUCGAGGUGACAUAAAAGUGCGAGCUAUAGCGGCGUUUAUUGUAGGGUUUUGGCUUCUCGAUGUUGCUAAUAAUAUGACUCAAGGUCCUUGCAGAGCUCUUCUAGCUGAUCUUACCAUGAAGGAUCAUAGAAGAACUCGGGUAGCAAAUGCAUACUUUUCGUUAUUUAUGGCCAUUGGUAACAUCCUUGGCUUUGCAACUGGAUCUUACAGCGGCUGGUACAAGAUCUUCCCUUUCACCCUCAAUUCUGCGUGCACCAUCAACUGUGCCAAUCUAAAGGCCGCUUUUAUUCUCGACAUUAUUUUUAUUGCAACAACUACAUAUAUCAGCAUAUCGGCAGCGAAUGAGCAGCCUCUAGAUCCCAAUCAUUGCUCCUCUCAUACUGGAGAAGAGAUUUCCGAAACAAGCCAUGGCCAAGAAGAAGCUUUUCUCUGGGAAUUGUUUGGAACUUUCAAAUAUUUCCCAGGUAUUGUUUGGGUGAUCCUGCUUGUCACUGCCCUGACAUGGAUUGGCUGGUUUCCAUUUCUGCUGUUCGAUACUGACUGGUUUGGUCGAGAAAUUUAUGGCGGGGAACCAAAUGAUGGAAAGAAUUACAGUGCUGGAGUCCGAAUGGGUUCAUUGGGUCUAAUGUUGAAUUCCGUGCUUCUUGGAGUAACUUCAUUGCUCAUGGAGAAGCUCUGUCGAAAAUGGGGGGCUGGUUUCACAUGGGGAGUUUCAAAUGUUGUCAUGUCUCUCUGCUUUAUAGCAAUGCUUAUAAUUACUGCAGUUAGGAGUAACAUAGACAUUGGCCAGGGUCUUCCUCCGGAUGGCAUAGUUAUUGCUGCGCUAAUAGUAUUUGCUCUUCUUGGGAUCCCACUAGCUAUAACAUACAGUGUUCCAUAUGCUCUGGUAUCCUCAAGGAUUGAAGCUCUUGGGCUAGGACAAGGCUUGUCAAUGGGCGUUCUGAACCUGGCAAUUGUGUUCCCACAGAUCGUGGUUUCACUUGGAAGUGGACCAUGGGAUGAGCUAUUUGGUGGUGGCAACUCACCAGCCUUUGUUGUAGCUGCACUUUCAGCAUUUUCUGGUGGACUUGUAGCCAUCUUGGCAAUUCCUCGAACACGGGUUGAGAAGCCCAAGAUCCUUCCAUGAGGUUGUUGAUGUCAUGUUGAGAGAUGAGAUUGAUGGUGCUGGUAAUUCUCCAACAUUGGCUGAUGCAGGUACUUAAUUUUUCUGUUGUGGCCAUUUUGACUAUUCCUCAAUCCGAAGGCUGAAGAGUUCCUGGAGGUAUAUCCUUGUAUCCUAUUUUUUUGCAUUUUUCCGAUCAACCCACAAUUUGUAUUACCAUUUUGUAAAUAUAGAUCUUUCGCUCACGUGGUAUUGAUUCUAGCAUUCAAGAUAAUGUAUUCAAGAUUGUUUUGUUCCAUCAUUUACUUAGUUGCUCAAAUUGCUGUUGUGCAAUUCCCUUUGGUGGUUCUCUACUUUCUAGAUAAAGCAAAUUUCAAAUAUCAGUACAACUGUUCAAGAAAUGUUCAGUCUAUAAAGUGUGUAUUCUUUGUGCA
Messenger RNA from Nicotiana tabacum (common tobacco), 2173 nucleotides. Its product is annotated as sucrose transport protein SUC4. Lineage: Eukaryota; Viridiplantae; Streptophyta; Magnoliopsida; Solanales; Solanaceae. Gene Ontology annotation, biological process: sucrose transport. Gene Ontology annotation, molecular function: sucrose:proton symporter activity. The record is from RefSeq and is a predicted model, not a curated record. Gene Ontology annotation, cellular component: vacuole; plasma membrane.